Molecule: messenger RNA, 2657 nt
Organism: Menidia menidia (Atlantic silverside)
Lineage: Eukaryota; Metazoa; Chordata; Actinopteri; Atheriniformes; Atherinopsidae
Source: the annotation of a GenBank genome assembly
AGCCAGUCGGACAAGCAGAGCGUGACUGAUGUUAAGAUCAGCUGGCGAGAUGACAAAAACUCACCCACACACCUGCCGGAGCUGACACAGGAAUCUGCAACCAACCAAACAGGUUUGAUCAACAGACUUAUCAUACCAUCUCUUCAGGUAUCGGAACAUCAGAGCUUUGUCUCAUUUCCGCCCAAUUUUCUUAAGCCACCCCAUUUGAAAGUCACUCAGUAAAACAUGAUAAACGGCACAGAGAAGGAGCAAGCUAAUGAUUUAUUCCAUCAGUCGAAGCGGGAAAUUUCACAGUAUGUUGAAAACUACCCCAAAUCCAAUAACACUGAGUUGUUCUCCAUACUGUCACUGCUGAACGCAUACCUUCCUGAGUCCUACCUGCUCAUGGAACAGUGUCAAAAAAUCCUCGGCCCACCUGAUCCCAUCCAUGGAGGGCCGCCCUUCGAAGAGCGAAUGAAGCCUUUCAGCACCCUGAUCCGUGUAGAGUCUGAACGGGUGUAUUUGAUUCACCAAGUGACUGCAGAGAAAUCUGUGGAGCUUCUGGACAGCUUGGCAAUAUCCAGAAGUGCCACACUGAAGGCUUACAUGCGCUUACUUUGUGGACAGAUGGACCCACCAGAAAUGAUCCAAUUGACAAAAGAUUUACUGACAAAGAGACAAAUUGACAAAGGAAGAAAAAAAUGCUUCUCUAAUUUGAUCACAGACAUAAUGGAGCAGGAGGAAUUUGAUGAAGCUGUCUCUGUCUUAAAGAUUGCAUCUGGUAAAUUCAAGCAAGUAUACAAUUUCCCCCAAACUGUUGCUCGUCUGUUUUUACAAAACAAAAUAUACAACAAAGCAGUAAAAUGGGCAAAGACUGCGAUUGAAAGAGCUGAAAACAACUCCUAUGUUGCUGACACUCUUGGACAGGUGUAUAAGAAUGAAUUAAAAGGGGUCAAAAACAGCAGUAGUGUCGAAAAAAAGGCCAAACUGGCCUUUGAAGCCUUCAAAAAAGUGGAGGAGAAAGCUGAGAGAGAAGAAGGACCAGAGAUGACAGACAUGGCUGGCUCGAUAAACGUGUCAGAUUCCUUCAACAACAGGGGCCUUUUUGGUUUCUGUCAAGUGGCAAAGAUGGUCCAUGAAAAACUUGGACAUAAGAAAGCUAUAUCUCUUUUGGCAGAUAAAAAAAUGGAAGUUGAAUACAAAUUUGAAUUUUUCGAGUGGUAUCUGAGCUACUCCAAGCCCGACAUUGAAACUGAUGAGCCAGAUUACUUCUGGAAAGAUGUUGUGCUUUGUUAUGAAAGAUACACAGGAAAAAAAGCAGCCGACUCCAGCAGCUUUCCAGGCCUCAUCGAUUGUCUGAAUCACGGCCGUUUCACCUCAAAGGGAAAGCGUGCUAGGUUUAGAGAGACUGAGAUAACAACAGAGUCUUUACAGGGAGUCCGAGAUCGUUUUUAUCUCCAUCACAAAACUUCCUCAGAUGAUGUGAAAGUGGCAGAGAGGUACAUCCUUUCAAGCAUCCUUGUGAGCAACAGGUUACCUCAUCGUCCUCAGGACACAGUGGUGGAGGGACUCCAGGGAAUCGUCCGUAGAUUCCUGCAAACUGAGGAGAGGUACAGAAGCCCUGAGUUUUACCUCUUAGCUCUGCUGCUGUUUUGGCCAGAGGAAAAUCCUCAGCCGCUGCCGAAAACGGAUGAGAACGGGUCCAAACAUGAGACAACAGAGGACAGCGGACCUCAAGACCAGUGCUUGGAAGAAGGGGACACUGAUGAGGAAGAAGACAAGGGAAGAGAGCCCAAAGUGUCCCCUGACCAGCUGUUUGAACCUUAUCUGCAAGGUCUAGUUACUUUGAUGAGCGAGGCAUACAAGAGAGCCAAGUAUGCCAAAUACCUCCGAGGCCGCUACCUGCUGCCACUAUUUUAUCUGGGAAGGGGCUCUGGCCUGAACAGAUGGGUUCACAGAUCUAGACUGGAUGCGAUUGUGGAGGCGAAAGUGGACCCUAAGACCUCAAAUAAACCUAUUAGGAACGGAGAAAAGAGGAAGCAGAUCAACUAUUUGUGGUCCAGUGGAAAGGUGUGGCAGAUAGGAGAAAUCCAAGAAAUCCUUCAACCCGUCAAGUUAGAGUCAGUGACCACAGAGAAGAAUGUGGUGUUUGUUUAUGCUGGAGGGAAGAAAAUACGAGUCAGAGCAGAUUAUGAACAAAAGCAAGGACCAGUCCUUUUUUAUCUUUGCUUUAACAUCCAGGGUCCACUUGUCUUCUCUAACUGUUCUCGGACACGGACAGGUCAACGAGCUCAUUAAGAUGCUAAAGAUAUAGUUUAGUCCACCGAACAGCAGUACGCUGCUGUUUUAUAUGUUAUUUACAUGACAGGAAGUAAACUGCUUUCUUGUUAAAAGGAAGAACGAUCAUCCCUUAUGUCAAAACUAACCAGAUAAAGCAUUAGAUACGUUUUUGACAUGGAAAAUGUUGUAAACUCUUGCACGAACCUUUGCUGAGAUGUUGAAGAAAAGGUUAUGUUUUGUUUUGUUUCAGGGUUUUUUAAAGUUAUAGUUAAGGAGUCAUGCAUAGACAGAAAAUCUGAAUUAUAUUAUUAUUAAUUUCUCUGUACAUUUUUUCUUAAAGAACACUAAAUGGAAUUGGAAAUCUAACCUUGUAUGUGAUCUAUCUGACAAUAAAACGU